AUGGUCCGCCUGACUAUAACGCCCGCUAUCCUACGGGCGCUCGAAGAGCUCCAAGAUAGAGGCCAGAUUCCAGAGGCUCUUGGCGGAGCCUCUGAGCCCUCGCUUGACCAGCCUGCUACAGGCAAUCCUAUCACCCAUGGACAAAUCAUCGCAGUUUCGAAGACCUUGAAGGAAAUCAAGACAGAUGCAACCAAUGAAAAAUUCGAUACCCAGGUCUCAUACCAUCUGGAUGACCUCUUGCGAGGGUCCAAAGUCUACGUCGAACCGCCAAAGCCUAAAGCUGAGCCUAGCUCAGAGUACAAAGCCUUAAUGGCCCGUCUUCGAAGAGAAGAGGAGGAUCGAGCCUACGAGCGCAUGGUCAACCCUCCUCUGCGUACAGAAACUUUCUCACAACGCUUUCCCAACUCUUCCCACGCAGCGCUCUUCCCCACAUCGCAGGCGGACAUUGGCGAGGACGAUGAAGUCUCCUAUGCAGACAUCAAUCGACAGAUGACGCUGAUCAUCAACAUACUGAUCUCCAUCGUUGCGUGUAGUGUCGCUAUCUGGCUAGCUGCGCGCCAUUGGAGUACGCCCACCAGGCUUGGCUUGAGCAUGGGCGGCAGCGGGAUGAUUGGUAUUGCGGAAGUCGUGGUGUAUGCGGGAUAUCUGCGGCGGAUCAAGGAGGCUCGUGAGAACGGGAAGAAGGAUGUAGAAGUCAAAGAAAUAAUUAAUACUUGGAUCAUUGGUGGGGGAGAUGAAAAGGCUGAUCGUGACGAAUCUAUUUUGCUUGGUUCAGAGGCGUCAAAAAACGACGAAUUACGAAGGAGAAAGGCUACUCCCAAAUAG
This is a messenger RNA of Letharia columbiana, 825 nucleotides long. RefSeq lists its product as uncharacterized. The record is from RefSeq and is a predicted model, not a curated record. The transcript is spliced from 2 exons. The coding region runs from base 1 to 825 and encodes 274 amino acids. Gene Ontology annotation, cellular component: endomembrane system. Gene Ontology annotation, biological process: vacuolar proton-transporting V-type ATPase complex assembly. Lineage: Eukaryota; Fungi; Ascomycota; Lecanoromycetes; Lecanorales; Parmeliaceae.